Molecule: messenger RNA, 3582 nt
Organism: Porites lobata
Lineage: Eukaryota; Metazoa; Cnidaria; Anthozoa; Scleractinia; Poritidae
Source: the annotation of a GenBank genome assembly
AGUUCAGAUGGCUUCAGCUCGAAAAGAGGUAAAAACCUUCAACUUGAUUAUUUUAUAGCCUUUUUUCGCCUGUGACUGAAGGGGAGGGAGUCACUAAUUGCUACUGUCCAAGGCCCUAUGUCAUGUAAGAACUUGCAUUACGUUUUCAAAGUACUCUUUACAUUAUAACAAAUGGUCUGUAUCAAUUAGAGAAACUAAUAUCUGGUUUCAAAAGCUUUCCAUGACUUGGAACUCCAACAUUUUUUCUGUUAAUGACACAUUUUUUUACACGUACAUUCAGGAUUCCCCUCGCAAUAAACAUUCAUCAGCUCACAUUCCUCCAACGCAUAAAAAAUUACACGCGUUUGUCAGGAGUGGCAAGAACAAGAAUUAGAAACCUUGCAUUAAAUCUAACUCGAAAUGUUAUUAUCAACUAAGAGCAUCUUGUUGUUAUUGUUAUUAACACUAUGAGAAUGGUCGAACAAUUUUACCCAAAUUCGAAUGGUACCGUGUAUUUUACAACAUAAAUUGUUGUAAAUAUCUCCUCUAUAUCAUCAUUGUAAUAUUUUUGUUUUAUUUUUUUUUUCAGUAUUUUCUAAGGCCUGGAUACACCCUGAGUGGGAAGAAAAUAGAGCAGUGUACUCAGCCAAGCGGUAUUCACUGGCCAAUUGUGUAAGUAACAAAAUGAAUAACUGUAAAUAAAACAAAACAAAACAAAAAGAGCUUUGAUAACAGAGAGCGGAUAAUCAGCCCUUUUCAGCGGUGAUUAAAGGAAAGUGUGUGCUCUCUUGUCAAAAACAACGGAAAAAAAUAAUUCAACAACUCCUACUUGAAAAUCGUUUUAUAGCUUCUUUAAGCACAGUUGAAAGUAAAGCUACGAACGAAGACCACCUAAUUCAGCUAUUUUCAAGCUCUUUUGUAGCAUUUACUUUCCCCACCUGAUUCACUUUGGAAGAAAAAAUUCAGAAUUAAGGAGUUACUGAGUCUUUUUACUAAGUAAAUUAAUUCUAGUAUUUUUAUCGCCUUUUACAGAGUUCCAGCAUCACGGCUUAUUGUACCAGGAAUUCUUCAGGUUAGUUUCUAUAUGAACGUGAGAGACUGUCGAAAAGAUAAUGCUUUUUGAAAGAAAAUGAGACUUGGUAGACCUGGGGCGCUUUCCAUUUACACAAAAUUUCCGGUUAGACCGGUUUAAUUGCAAAUUGAACGCGCAGUUCGAUCGGAAAUUUGUUCGGAAUAAACGGGCGACCUUCCGAGGUAUUCCACUUUUUCCGUUCCAACCGGUUGCGCAAUUCUGGUUCGGCCGGCGGCUGGCGCCAGAAAUUUUUCCCGCCAUUUCCAAUGUUUGCUGGUGAGAGUUGUUCACGGGCAGUCGCAGUUUUUCUUUUCAUUUCUUAUCGUAUCGUUCAAAAUGGCAUCUGCAUCUGUAGACUCAAAGUAGUUUUGAACUCUGUUUAUAUCUCUGCUAACAAAAAAGCAACAAACUGCUGCAAUGGCCACAAAGUCAAAAUUAUUUAGCUUUUGGACAAAGUUUCACUUUCUUCGUCGAAAUUGUCGCGAAGUACCAGGCAGUGCUACAACGUCCAUUUUGUUGGAUUUUUGGUUCACAAGAGCAAAGAGAGCCUUUCCAUUUGACCCGGGAUGUUUCCGGAAUUUCCAACAGGAAAUUUUGCCUAAAUGGAAAGCGCCCAAGGUAUUAGAAGAAUGGUUUGAUAAAUUCUAUGCAUAAAACUUUUCAAAGUCAAAUAAAAAUCUGCAACGAAACUUUAAAAGGUUUUAACUGAUUGAAAAAGGGAUCUAAGAUGAGAAAAUUGCCUCAGAGCCCAAGCUGAGUAUGGGACGCAUACCAAGACAGGUCUGUUGAUAGGUAGCAGGAGAUUAGUAACCCCUUCAUCCCUAGAGUCAAUUAUAGAGGCAUGUAAGGUGGGUUCUAACUUACAGGGUUUUCAUUAUUUUUAAAAUAGAAGGGCCUCUAGGGUCCGAUACGUAGAGGGAAAAGUUAGAAUUUUAGGUCGAGAGUCGGUUAUUUCGCCUAGAAACGGGUAAUAUGCUUAGAGUACACUGCUGCCGGUAAUUGCCGGUAAAUUCCCUGAGACUUACCUGUCUGUGGACGACAACCUUUUAAAAGUGCUUAAACACCCUACAAGUAAUCUUCCUGGCCUCUAAAAAAGGAAUUUGCUGUUUAUCUCGAUUUGGAACAACUUAUGGACGUUUCCUUUUAAACUAAAAAGGGCCAUAAGUAUUACAUACCCAAACCCUCUUCGUAGUAGUGAUUUUCCAUUUUUUUAUUAUUAUUUUCAUUACUUUUAAGUUUCAGUAUCGCUUUUCCGACAAAGGACUUCCAGUCCAGCAAUGCACGGAACCAAAUUGAAACAUUUUCCUUUCGGUAAGUACAGAAGGAAAGCCAAACUUUUUAUGCUCACAGUUAUCCAUAACGUAAAUAAAGAAACCCAUCCUUUGCCUAACUUAAUAAGGAACGGAUUUUUCAAAUAUUUAGAAAUUAACCUAAACACCACACAAAAGAGCAUGAAUUUAAAAGUAUUACUUGUUUGGUGUAUCAAGUUGCAUUAAAAUAACCAAAUGUUCUUAAACCUCUCUAUCGUGUGUCAAUUAAAAGUUAACAACUGCAUCGCAAUGUAUAGAAGAACGGUGCAUGGGAUGUUUGUGGGCCCUUCACUGUGACCAGCCGGCCCCUAGACAGUGAACCGCUCCCGUGGUUGGCAAUCAUGAGCCCCUACACCACACCGAGUCGUCCAGGCACCCGUCACAAUGUGUUUACAAUGGAAAAUAUGGGAAUGGGAAGGGAGGGGUAUAAAUGUAAACGAAAAACGCACUCCACAGAAAAAGGCCGCCAACCUUCAACACACUGAACUGAAUGAGCUUUGAGGCUACCACCGAGAGUGCUCAGAGCAUGUGCCGAAAUCUGCUGCCGCUGACCACAAUGGGCAUAUCGGCUGCGCAAAUUUCCCUUUAGUAAACGGUUGCUGCCAUUUCUAGAACACUAAAAUAUUUUUAACCUGUUUAUUGAGAGUGUUUCUAUUAAAACGAAAGAAGAUCGCAACCCAGGGUCGAACCCGGACCUUUCGUAUCCCAUUGUUCUCUCUCCCUUACCACUACACUACCACACCUACCAGCCAAAAUUCCGAAAACGUUAUUUACAUAAACUAGCAAACUGUCUUUCUUAACAGAUGCAUCAAUAACAGGUGACCCUAGCCCUUUCCAAAACUUUUCACGUAAAUUCAACUUGGACCUCCACGUCGUUCUUUCUAAGACUAUUGAAAAACGUAUUAUUUGCCUUAUUGUAACUUAAUCCAGGGAAUAUAUUACAUCUAUCACGACUUAAGGCUUGGUUACCAAUGGUGGCAUCGACCGUUAAAAAUGGCAACGACCGUUUACGAAAGGGAAACAGGCAUCGGAUACUCUUUAUUGUCAACUAAGUGGAAUUGCAUUUAACGGCAUUAAACAGGCGCACGAGGUAUGGCAGUUCCGAUUCAAAAGUUAAUGUUGUAAACCUUUAGUAAGAAUGCUUUUUUUUUCUGUUUUCAACAGAUGGAAGCGAGACGAAACAAAGACGAAACGUUGGCUUAAUUUCUAAUCUUAUCGCUC